GUCGGUGUGAGUUCCACUCUUGUGGCUCAGCACAUGAGAGGUGACCUUGAGUCCCUCCAGCUGCCCUUGCUCUGUCCCCUGCUGCCAUCUUUGGCUGCCAUCUAGACCCCCCAGACUUGGGAUUCAGUUCUUCUUGGGAUUCAGUCACACAACCACUGUUCCGGGGAAUCUUCCAGGGCCUGCUUUCUUCUGUUAGUGAUAGAAUCAUCCCAGUGUGGCAGGAAAUAGAGAAUCGUGUGCCUUGUUCUAGAGAAGUUUGAAAGCAAAGGAGUGAGCCCCUUUCUGUAGGAAACCUGUCAAAGGGGCUGGCUUCCUGGGAGAAGGGAGUCGAGAUGAGGCCUCUCUGCGCUGAGGUGGCCAUUUAGAUCCUGGGCUUUGGUGCUGGAAUCCAAGACAUUAACCAAAACCACAAGUCGCGCUUGGCCUUCCUGGCCUGGCCUGACAGGUUUGUACUCUGGCGAGGCAGCCAUGGCCCAUGUAGAGACGGCACCCAGCACAAGCACCGAGGGUUAGAAGGGGUCUAGAAAUGCGGUUCAGCAGGGCUGAGUGGCCAUCUCCAGGGGCCUUUCCUCCCAGAAAGCGGGGAGACGACUUGUGUGGCCAUUUCCAGCUUUUUGUCCAGGGGAAUGCAAGCAUCCUGGAGAACUGUGCUUUUUUAACUCAAGCCCACGAGAUGUAAAGUAUGAUCCACACAACGUGAACUUGACUUUUUGAUUUCCCAAGAGUCUUGAAGCAGGUCCCCCUCACAGGCAGGUCCAGGCCAGUUUCCCUCAGCGUUUCCAUUAGUGACAAAGGAGGGCCUGGCUGGAAGAAUUGCUCCCAUCCCCGUCCUGGCCCUGUGCAGCCCAGGCCGGCAGCCCCCUCCACCUGGGGCUGUGGUACCUAAAGGUGGAGUCUGAGUUGAGAUGUGCUGUGAGCAUAAAAUACACCAGAUUCAGAGAGUGCAAAAUAGACAAAAUAUCUGUGUUUAUUUUUUGGAUUAAUUACUUGUUGAAAUGCUAUUUUGAUUAUAUUGGGUUACUUACAAUAUAAAACUUAAUUUUAUGUGUGUGUUUUGACUUUUUUAAUGCAGCCGUUCAGAUUUUAAAUUACUUAGGUGGCUUGCAUUCUGGUUUUUUCAGACGGGUCUAAAGUAGUAUGGAUGAAAAGCACUUACCUAACACAUAGUAAAUUCCUGAAGCCUCCCCAGCAUUCCCCAGCACUCUGAGACUUGGGCUUUUUUCCAAGUGUACAUUCCCUCACUAAGCAGACAAACCAAACAGGAAGCUAACCUGAGAAAGACGUAUAAGGUAAGGCGGAAAUUCAGCCUGGUGCUCUCCCCCUGCACAGCUUGACUCCUGAGUGGUCAGCGGCCACUCGUCUCAUCCUCUGGUUCACAGACCCUAAUGGGCAGCUCUAAGAAUUAGGAAAACCAGAAGAUACACAGACACACACACACGCGCGCACACACACACACACACACAGUCUAUUUAUCUUUCUAUCUCUUUUUCAUUUCUAUCCUAAGGACAAGAAGCAGUUCACAUUUAUGUAGGAUGGACAGCAUAUAUAUUUACUGUAAAAAAAAAAAAAAAAAAGAAUUAGGAAAACCUCCCAAGGAGAGUCAGGCUGGGUGGCCUCACUCAGCUGCGCCGUGUGGACUGUCGCAGGAGAGCCUGCGUUUCCGGAGUCCCGCCCUCGUUAGCCUGCGUAUGCAGGCUGGCUGCUGUGCGAGGCGUUGGUGUUCUCGACUGGAUGCAUCCUUGUCUGAACUGCAUCCGUGGCGUGGAGGCGCACAGACCUGGAGCGGGAUCCCAGCUUUGCCACCUCUGCCUGGGGGGCCUCGUGCAGAUGAGCAAGGGCUUCAUUUUCAACCUGUGUGGAAACAAGGCCAGUCCUCAUAGUCAUGCUGGGCGUCUUAAGUAAAGACCUAGAAAAGAGUCUGGCUCUGUGCCUGACCCGCUGUAGGAACACGAACGUUAGCCACGUCCUUUUGGUGGGCCCCGAGGGAGAUGAAUCAAAAUGCAGGGGCCCAGCAAGCUGUUCAUGAGUGUCCUCCCCCCACAGGGAAGUCCCACCUGGCCAUCGUGCAGAAGGUGAACAACGAGGGUGAGGGCGACCCCUUCUACGAGGUCCUGGGCCUGGUCACCCUGGAGGACGUGAUCGAGGAGAUCAUCAGGUCCGAGAUCCUGGACGAGUCUGAAGACUACCGAGACACUGUGGUGAGGAGGAAGCCUGCUUCUCUGAUGGUGCCUCUCAAGCGGAAGGAGGAGUUCUCCUUGUUCAAGGUGUCUGAUGAUGAAUAUAAAGUAAAAAUCUCGCCUCAGCUGCUCUUGGCCACCCAGCGCUUCCUGUCCCGAGAAGUGGAUGUGUUCAGCCCACUACGCAUCUCUGAGAAGGUCCUGCUGCACCUGCUGAAGCAUCCCAGCGUCAACCAGGAAGUGAGGUUUGACGAGAGCAACCGCCUGGCCGCACACCACUACCUAUACCAGCGCAGCCAGCCGGUGGAUUACUUCAUUCUCAUCCUGCAGGGCAGGGUUGAAGUGGAGAUCGGGAAAGAGGGUCUGAAGUUCGAGAAUGGGGCGUUCACAUACUAUGGAGUGUCGGCGCUAACCGUGCCUUCCUCAGUUCACCAGUCCCCGGUGUCCUCGCUCCAGCCCAUCCGCCAUGACCUGCAGCCCGACCCAGGUGACGGCACGCGUUCGUCUGCGUAUUGUCCCGACUACACCGUGAGGGCGCUCUCUGACCUGCAGCUCAUCAAGGUUACGCGGCUGCAGUACCUCAACGCACUCCUGGCUACCCGAGCCCAGAACCUGCCACAGUCCCCUGAGAACACCGACCUGCAGGUUAUGCCAGGCAGCCAGACCAGGCUCCUUGGCGAGAAGACCACCACAGCGGCAGGUGAGCGCCGAGUGGCACACCGUGUGCGGUGUCUGGACCCACGUGCUCUGAGCUCACACACACAGACUUGACUUUCGCCGCCCCACCCUGCCCUCUGUCUUUUUUCUCUUCUCCCCAUCCUUUUCC
Piliocolobus tephrosceles (Ugandan red Colobus) is the source of this 3003-nucleotide messenger RNA. Its product is annotated as metal transporter CNNM3. Gene Ontology annotation, biological process: transport; magnesium ion homeostasis. The record is from RefSeq and is a predicted model, not a curated record. Lineage: Eukaryota; Metazoa; Chordata; Mammalia; Primates; Cercopithecidae. The coding region runs from base 1989 to 2948 and encodes 319 amino acids. Gene Ontology annotation, molecular function: transmembrane transporter activity. The transcript is spliced from 6 exons. Gene Ontology annotation, cellular component: plasma membrane.